UCUCCUCCACCUCACCCCACCACCCCCAGGUGACUGACUGUCUGUCUGUCCCUCUGUCCCCCAGUGCUGCGUCUGGGCAGCUCGGCCGAGGCGCUGGAGGCGGCGAAACGGGCCAUUCACCUGUCGGACAUGGUGCUGCGCUUCUGCGUCACCCUCAGCCACCUCAACAGGGCCAUGUACUUCGCCUGCGACAACGUCCUCUGGGCAGGCAAGACAGGGCUGGUGCCCGGCGUGGACCAGGAGAAGUGGAGCCAGAGAUCCUUCAGGUAUUAUCUCUUCGCCCUCCUGGUGAACCUGAGCCGGGACGUCUACGAGCUCCGCGUCCUGAUGGAGCGUGAGGCCGGAGGGAAACGACCCAAGGGGGGGGAGAACGGAGCUCGCCGCCCCCCGCCCGACAACGGCCUCCACCAGUUGGCUUUGAAGGUCCAGCUCCAUCUCCAGCUCCUCCUCAAGGUCCUCAGGAACAACCCUCCUCUGCUGCUGGACCUGGUGAAAAACGCCUGCGACCUCUUCAUCCCCUUGGACAGGCUGGGCUUGUACCAAACCAACGCGGGGUUCGUGGGGCUCUGCGGCCUCACCUCCUCCCUCCUCUCCAUCCUCGCCAUCCUCCAGCCCUGGCUCAAACUCAAGCCUUAAAUUCUGCCCAAAUCUCUCCAAACCGACCCCCCCCCCCGGGAGGAUUUUUGGAGGGUGGGGGGGCAGGGGGGGGUGUUUGUGUGUAUCCGUGUGUUCUCUCCCGAAUCCCUCCCAGGAGGGCACAUCCCACCCCCGUUUUGACACUUUAUUUUCCCUUUUUAAGGAUUUUA
Messenger RNA from Calidris pugnax (ruff), 806 nucleotides. RefSeq names its product peroxisomal biogenesis factor 11 beta (gene PEX11B). The record is from RefSeq and is a predicted model, not a curated record. The transcript has 2 exons. Gene Ontology annotation, biological process: regulation of peroxisome size; peroxisome fission. Lineage: Eukaryota; Metazoa; Chordata; Aves; Charadriiformes; Scolopacidae. Bases 130 to 636 code for a protein of 168 amino acids. Gene Ontology annotation, cellular component: peroxisomal membrane.